AUGGAAGGUUUGCCUCUUCUACCAGGAUACACAUUCGGAGAUCCUACGAAAACAAGAUAUCACCGUUCCCAGUGUUUUGAUUUUAGAGGAGGAUAUGCCUUCCCAAAGACAACAUGUUUUGGCAUUGGGAAAGAACCUCUUGAUGUGGAUUCAGUAGCAUUCUUGAAAGAUGAUGACACUAUCAAGUGUGAUCCAGUGUUAACAUAUGGCAUCUUAAAAAGACCAGUUUUUCCUUCAUUCCAUCCACAUUUUGAAAUUUAUGAUAAAAAGGCUCUUAAUUUUAAAGCUUACUUCAAACAAUCUGUUUUUGAGUCACCAGUGGAACAUUAUCGUGUAAGGCAUGUCAACAUUGUCUAUUUUCUUGAGAAUGAUACAAUCACUGUCAUGGAACCAGCAACUGAAAAUAGUGGCUUCAGCCAGGGAAGACUUGUAAGGCGUGGAAAAAUCCCAAAAAAAGAUACUGGACAGUUCUGGCACUGGAAGGACUUUAAUAUUGGAAUGGAUGUACCAAUGUAUGGAUUUAUUUUCCACAUAGUUGACUGUGAUGCCUUCACUAAGAAAUAUCUCAUUAGCCAAGGCAUUGAAUUACGACCCCCAGAAGAUAUGCCUCCUGACCCUUACACCAUUACUAGGAAGAUGAGCACUCAGCCUAAAACAAGAGUGACACAUUUUGUUGAUGAUAAACUGCGCCGGUUUCUGGAAUAUGAUCGGAGGAUACUAAGACUGUAUGCUGUUUUAGAAGAAAAUGAUGCUGAAUGUGAAGAAUUAAAACCUUUUAUUAUUUAUUACUUCCUUGUUGAUGACUGUGUUGAAAUCAAAGAGGUCCAUGGGAAGAAUGAUGGAAGAGACCCUGUGCCUUUACUUCUUAAAAAGACCAAGUUGCCCAAAAACUGGAAUGAUUUGCCUGCAACAUUUCCUUCUUCAUAUCUUGAAACGUCAGAGGCAGAAGUCACUGAAUAUUACACACCAGUGGAUUUUUUAAUUGGAAAUACCGUUUCCAUUUUUGGGAGAAGGUUCCUUAUUUACGACUGUGAUAAGUUCACUCGAGAUUAUUUUGAGAAUGUGCUAAGAGUUCCACUAAGAGACCCAAUAAAUGUGUUUAAGAAGCAAACAGUAAAACCGAUGAGGGUUUAUCCUCCACAUCUUGGAUUUGGGACCCCACAGGAUUCACUGCAGUCUUGCCUGUCUCUUAUGCCCAAGCCACCCAAGAAAGAUAUUUUGCGCUACAUUCAGAAUGCAAAUAAGGUUCUGCGAUAUACAGCUGAAAUGGAAUGGUCUCAUCCAGAAGAUGAAGGGCGAAAAUUUCAAAUCUCGUAUUCAUUGAGUGACUGUAAAAUAACAAUUUAUGAACCACCUGUUAGAAAUUCAGGAAUUAUUGGAGGGACCUUCCUGAGGGCCACUCUUGUGCCAAAGGAUGGGGCCAGUCCCGAUUUUCCUGAGUAUUACACUCCUGCUGACUUCUAUAUUGGUGCAGUUGUAACAAUUUUCAAUCAUCGUUUCAAAAUUACGGGUGCAGACCUCUUUGUGUACCAUUACAUGCAGCAAAAUCAGGAUAAAUUUAGCCCUGAUAUUAUUGAUAACAUGCGCAAUUACAUGGUUCGACAAGGAUUUUUGAAAGAAGAGAUCCAGGAGCUCAUGAAGAAAUACCAAGAAGUAGAGGAACGCCACCAAGAAGAAGAGCAAAAGCAUCAAGAAGAACAGGAAAGGAACACUACAAUCACAGAAUCUGGACAUCAUAAAAAAUACAUUACAGUAAGAAUUAUGCUACAUGGCAAAUUAGUAACUCUUAUGAGAUUAAUAAUGACAAACAACAGACAGCGUAAAUGUGAACAGAGAAAGACAAGAAAAAUGAAAAAUCUGUGCUUGGAUAGUGUGAUUAUAUUUGACAACGUUGGUGAUGGUUAUGGUCUGAUGAAAUUGCAAAAGGUGAAAAUCAUUGCUAUAGGAUCGGUGGUAGCCAGAGCCAUACUUAUACAUCAAAUAGUCUUCUCAGACAAUGGAAACUACACGUUUGAAUAUCCACAAUGUGUGCAAAAAAACAAAAUUAUUUCUCAACAGGGAAAUAUUUUAACAUCCAAUAUAAAAUUAGGCAUUAGGAUGCCAUUUCUGAAUCUACCUAUUUGA
Molecule: messenger RNA, 2124 nt
Organism: Schistocerca americana (American grasshopper)
Lineage: Eukaryota; Metazoa; Arthropoda; Insecta; Orthoptera; Acrididae
Product: EF-hand domain-containing protein 1-like
Exons: 14
Coding region: 1-2124 (707 amino acids)
Biological process (GO): mitotic spindle organization; mitotic cytokinesis; cilium-dependent cell motility
Cellular component (GO): axoneme; mitotic spindle
Molecular function (GO): alpha-tubulin binding
Source: RefSeq, a predicted model, not a curated record